Miscanthus lutarioriparius is the source of this 864-nucleotide messenger RNA. The record is from the annotation of a GenBank genome assembly. NCBI's taxonomy places the organism in Eukaryota, Viridiplantae, Streptophyta, Magnoliopsida, Poales, Poaceae.
AUGGACGCGUCCUCGGGCGACCGCUCGUCGCCGCGGAGCCGGCAGCAGCUCCAGGGCCGGCGCCCGCCGCGGCUCGCCGUCAGCAAGGACUCGCACAAGGUCAGGAAGCCGCCCGUCGCGCCGCAGCGGCACCACCAGCAGCCAGCCGCGCAGCAGCAGCACCACCAGCAGCAGCGGCAGCCGGUCAUCAUCUACGACGCCUCGCCCAAGGUGAUCCACACCAAGCCGGGGGACUUCAUGGCGCUCGUCCAGCGCCUCACCGGCCCGGGCUCCACCUCCCAGGCCCAAUUCGACGCCGCCGCCGCGGCGGCGUCGCAGUCGCAGCCGGCGACGGCGAUGGAGUUCGAGCCGCGGGAGUUCCUCCUCUCGCCCACCGCCGCGCUGACCCCGGCCGCGCGGCUGGCCGCCAUCGAGAGGUCCGUCCGCCCGCUGCCUCCGCACCACCACGCACCGGCGCACGUCCCUCCCUACUACGACGACGACGACUUCUUCCUGCUGCCCCACCCCGCUUCCGGUUCCGCUUCGGCGGACGUGGCGGACAGCCUCGCCGCGGCGGUGCUCGGCCCGCCUGUCGCGGGGGCAGGCCGCCCUGGGAUCCUCUCCCCCGCGGCGCUCCCUCCGGCGGCCUCCACGGGGCUGUUCUCGCCGAUGCCGUUCGACCCCAGCUGCCUGUCAUGGCUGAGCGAGCUGAGCCCGUUCCUCCCCUCCGCGGCGGCCGGGCUGGCGCUGGACCAGGCGCCGCCGUUCGGGCCGAGCCCGCACAGCAGCAGCCUGCUGCUGUCCACGCCCACCUUGCCGUCGCCGGCCACCGUCUCUGUGCUCGAGUUCUUCAGCAGCACCAACUUCAACUUCCCGGACCUGUAA